AUGCCUGAUAUCAAGAGGACCGUGAAGCUCGUCACCAACCAACAUGCCACCGACGACCCGCAAGAAGUCGAGGGCUUCCCCAUGCGAGCAUGGGACAUCUCCAUCUACCUAGUCGGCCAGGACGGCGAAGACCUGCCAGCGAACUGCUUCGAGAAGGCAACCUACCUCCUACACGAGUCCUUUGGCAAGAGACAAAAGCAGAGUAUUCGUGCACCACCAUUCAAGAUCACGGAGAAAGGAUGGGGCGAAUUCGAUAUGAGUAUCGUCCUUACACCCGUGGGCGCUCCUAAGGGCGGGGAUCAGACAAUUCAGCACGAUCUCAACUUCCAGCAGGAGAGAUACGAGAGCACACACACAGUGACCUUCCGUAACCCCAAGCCAGAGCUUAUUGAAAGACUGAAGGAGUCCGGACCAGCUGGUGAGACCAAUGGCGCCGCAGCCAGCAAGCCAGAGAAGAAGCGUCCCAAGGCCAACCGCAAUGUCGACAUGGAGAAGCUCGCCGAAGCGCUCCCACAGCUCCCCGAAGACGACCUCCUCCAAGUAGUGCAAAUGGUACAUGACAACAAAUCCGAAGAGACCUACACCAAGAACGACGUUGAAAAUGGCGAGUUCCACGUCGACCUCUACACCCUGCCCGACCAGCUCAUCAAGAUGCUUUGGGACUUCACCGAGAAGCGCGUGGACAUGACAAGCAUGACAUAG
This is a messenger RNA of Fulvia fulva, 702 nucleotides long. Its product is annotated as Transcription initiation factor TFIID subunit 14. Gene Ontology annotation, biological process: regulation of transcription by RNA polymerase II; chromatin remodeling. Lineage: Eukaryota; Fungi; Ascomycota; Dothideomycetes; Mycosphaerellales; Mycosphaerellaceae. Bases 1 to 702 code for a protein of 233 amino acids. The transcript is spliced from 6 exons. Gene Ontology annotation, cellular component: Swr1 complex; NuA4 histone acetyltransferase complex. The record is from RefSeq and is a predicted model, not a curated record. Gene Ontology annotation, molecular function: histone binding.